ACUUGAAAGAACCGGACGUUCCUUAAAUAUUAUUGGUAAUAAUAAUUGGAAAACUAGUCCGAUUUUAAUAAAAACAGUGAUUAGUGAAUAAACACAGUGUCUUUAAACGUGAACAAGAUGUUGGGAAAGGCUGUUAUGUUUUUUGUUGCCAUUGCUACGGUAUCUGCCGGGAUAGCCAACAAAUAUCUAACAGAUACUGAGAUGCCUCCAAAUUGCGUCGGAAAGAGCUACUGUUUUGAGAAAAGUGAGAAGUAUCCUCAGAAAUUGAUCGACAGAAUCAUUGAAGAAAUAGAUCCACCUGUAGUGGAAGGUGGAGGCGGUAUGUCCAUAGCAGAACGUGGUGACGAGAAUCCUAACCAUGGAUGUGAAAGGAAGAUCGAUUUCGAGCCAAUUUACGAAAUAUUGGACAACGACGGGAAGCUCAGAUUUGUAGUACAGUCGGACAGGUUUAUUCAGAAGAUAAGGACUGAAUCUUGUGUAAACCCCGGCCGCGUCACCGGUCCAGACUUCCCAUACUUCGACGAGUACUUACUAAAUGCUUGGAACAUCAGCUGUGUUGAGAAGAGGAUGGACUACAGCUUCCUCACUCUCUCCCUUGAUGGCAAUGGCCUGGAGGACGUAGACAUCCAAGGAGGUCUACCAGUGUGCUGCUCAUGCCAGUUGAAUCCUCUGUCUUAUUUCUAAUAUGACAAAGCCAAAAGUCAAAGCUUUUAUUCAACUAAAGCCCAUUCCAGUGCGCGUAUAAAGUCCCAAAUAUAGCUUGCUCUACCACUUUGGGACAAUAUAAUGGGCUGGUGCUGAGAAGAAGUGGCGGAAGAAACUCAGUCACCUUUGUCAGCCUCUUUUUCAAUUAGAUACAGCAAUUACUUACAAUUUACGUGUUGGGCUAAUACAUCUUGUGUCAACGUAUAGAUCGGUUUUGGAGUUAAUAAAUAUGUGUAACUAAAAAUAAGCUUAAUCUCCUGGUACACAAUCAUUGUUUUGUAACCAGAAGUAAAUCUAAAUCUGAAAUAGCCCCUUUGUAACGUAGGAAUGCUGAAAACAUGUAUGAUGUAGCAUACAUCAUCAUCAUCAUCAUCAUCAUUUCAGCCACAAGACGUCCACUGUUGAACAUAGGCCUCCCCCAAUGAUUUCCACAAUGGCCGGUUGGUGGCGGCCUGCAUCCAGCGCCUUCCCGCUACCUUUAUGAGGUCGUCGGUCCACCUUGCGAUGUAGCAAAUCCAAAUAGGUUUCGCAUAAUUCGUCGCUUGCCUCUCUAACUGACGUAACUGACAUUUAGCAAAAUUUUCAGGCGAUUAGACAGAUUGAUUCGUCUUGCGAAAUUGAUUAAGAUGGUGUAGAUAACUCAGUUUCGAAAAAAAUGUCAGUUAGAGAGGCAAGCGACGAAAUGUUGCCCAUAGGAGACCUGAGAGUCCCCCAUUCGAGGCUU
This is a messenger RNA of Ostrinia nubilalis (European corn borer), 1429 nucleotides long. RefSeq lists its product as uncharacterized. The transcript has 6 exons. Bases 118 to 684 code for a protein of 188 amino acids. The record is from RefSeq and is a predicted model, not a curated record. NCBI's taxonomy places the organism in Eukaryota, Metazoa, Arthropoda, Insecta, Lepidoptera, Crambidae.